Molecule: messenger RNA, 993 nt
Organism: Arabidopsis thaliana (thale cress)
Lineage: Eukaryota; Viridiplantae; Streptophyta; Magnoliopsida; Brassicales; Brassicaceae
Product: cytochrome oxidase complex assembly protein
Exons: 4
Coding region: 152-703 (183 amino acids)
Source: RefSeq, marked reviewed
UUUUUCUUUUAAUCUAUAUUUAUUUCAACGAAAAAAGUAAAAAUAAUAAAAUCUAAAUAAGAAGUUGCAAAACCCAGAACCCUACAGAUCAUCCCCUACCUCGCUGCUUCGGGUCGAAUCAGCGAGUCGGGUCAAAAUUCACCUGAGAAAAAUGUUCGCGAGGCGGUUCACUUCGUUCUUCAAAGGAUCUUCAACCUCAAGCCCGGACAAAACAGCUGGGACAUUGGGCUCUUUUGGUCGCAAGGCAGUGUCUUUCGUCUUGAUUACAGUCACUGGUGGUGUUGCUUUGAGUGCUCUCGAUGAUCUUUCUAUCUAUCGUGGAUGUAGCAGCAAGGCGAUGGAGAAGGUGAUGAAUAGUAAGGUGAUGAUUGAAGCCAUCGGAGAGCCAAUUGAGAAAGGGCCAUGGUACAAUGCUUCACUAGCUGUUUCUCACCAAAGGCACUCAGUGUCUUGUUCAUUCCCUGUGAUUGGACCACAAGGCACAGGAAUCUUGCAUCUCAAAGCUGUUCGCAAUGGAGAAGAUAGCAUGUUCGGGUUUCUCCAGCAAAGGGACUGGGACAUUCUGAUAAUGGACGCACUUGUCCAUGUCCCGUCAAACGAGGGACCCCAACAAACCUUGAGAAUCAACGUUACUGACAUCGUUGAUCCUUCGCCUGGUACCCACGAUAAACCUUUGGAACCAUUAGAGCCAGAGAAGAGCUAAAAAGAGAAAGAGAGAGAGAGAGAGAACGCUUGGUGGAGCUCCUGGCUAGGGUUUUAUUCCAUUCCAUUAUAUCUUGUGGAACAAGAGAGAGAAUUGGGUCUUUUAUUUACUAAUAAUGAACAAUUUUUUAGGAGUAUACAAAAGUUGAAUACAUGAUUGAGAGUCUAGUGAAUAACAGCAUUGCUAUAUCCGUUUUGAUUUGGCCUCCUUUAUGUUUUCAUAUAUAUGUUUUACGUGUUUGUUUAAGCAUUCAAGUCCUAAUUGCAUCAAUCAAAAUGUAAAUUAGAAUC